Molecule: messenger RNA, 588 nt
Organism: Adineta ricciae
Lineage: Eukaryota; Metazoa; Rotifera; Eurotatoria; Adinetida; Adinetidae
Source: the annotation of a GenBank genome assembly
AUGCUUCGUGAAGUGUUACUCGCUUUAUUCAUUGCAACAGCUUCAUCUGUAACGCCGUCGCCGCCACGAUGGCCUUCAGUUUGGAUGUCAACUGGAAGUGCGCAUUAUUUAUUCAAUAAUCAAACCGUAUCCGCACAAAUCUAUUAUGACUGGACUCGACCGGCACAGGUGAUGAAUUUAAUGAGAGAAGAUUCUUAUACAUAUACAAUCAUGCACAAUGGAACAACAGUUUGGCGAUUAGAACGUGCCAAUCGGUCAUGUUGCAUCGAUCCACAACAAACAGGUGUCACACCACCAAGACCUGACUGGCUACAAAUCGGUAAUGAUACGACAUACGAUGGAAUUGUUACAGUCAUGGAACACGCAUGUCAUUCCUGGACAAAAAAUGUACCAGAUGUGGCGACAUUCUCGUGGCUGACAUCAGUUGCUACUGGUGUACCAUGUCGUCUCGGAUGGUUAAAUGCCAUGCACGCUGAUUUCUCAUACUAUUCGGAAGAUCGAAAUUUAUUGCCAAAAGGUAUAUUUGAUGUACCGGAGUAUUGUCCACACGUGAUAACAGAUCCAAAUUGUAGUAUUAUGCACUUUUAA